Molecule: messenger RNA, 2743 nt
Organism: Marmota monax (woodchuck)
Lineage: Eukaryota; Metazoa; Chordata; Mammalia; Rodentia; Sciuridae
Gene: Isg20l2
Product: interferon stimulated exonuclease gene 20 like 2
Exons: 3
Coding region: 808-1854 (348 amino acids)
Biological process (GO): intrinsic apoptotic signaling pathway in response to DNA damage by p53 class mediator
Cellular component (GO): nucleus
Molecular function (GO): 3'-5'-RNA exonuclease activity; nucleic acid binding
Source: RefSeq, a predicted model, not a curated record
AUAUGGGCUUGUGGGGACGGUCCCCACCGGGAGAACCGUCGGAAUGUGCUUGCUGAGGUGGGCGACCUCGAUUGUUAAUUCCCUGCCACUCGGCACCGCUGUUGUGUGGUGUCAAAGGUCUCUGCCUGGGAGGACUUGGGUAAGAUGCGCGUGGAGGUUACUUCCUCCCAAGCAGAUCCGAGAGAGGGGUGCCUGGAUUUGUGUCUCUAUUCGUGGGCUCACGACUCAGAUGCCACCUGUGCCGUACUCUGGUGUCACACUCCUCACCUGAGCAUCUUAGACGUUGUCUUUCUGGUCGGAUUACAGCGCUUGCCUGUUCUGGCUUCCCGGACCUCAGGCUUCGAACUCGACGGGCCCUUUGGGUCCUUCUUUUUCUUUGGUGCUGGUGAUGGAACCCGGGGCCUCCGUCCUGCUAAGCACUGCACUCCACAGCUGAGCCCAGCCCUUUCAUUUUAUAAUGAGACUGAGACCUUAAAAGGUGAAUGACACUCCUAAGACCGCACAGUUGUGAAUCGUGGGACUUCCUGGCUCACAGCAGUACUCCUUCCAUCAUUUCAUGAUACAGUUUCAUUUCCCCUCUGAUGAGUUGUUUUGAUGCCUUCCCUCUCUUAAAUCCCACAGAGAUUGGUCUUAUCUCAUUUCUUCCUCUAGGCCUAUGGGUGCAGGUACCAGGAUCGCUUUCUUCCCCAGGGUUUUCUGCAGACCUUCUCAUGUUGGACAAUGUGAUUCAUUAGAAAAAGAGCCCCUCAUCCUCUUCCUAUCCAUGAGCCACUCUUCCUAACUGCUGUCCCACCAUCCACUGCCCUCAUGUCUGCUAUACUCCUGAAUCUGGAUUUUGGGAGAUCUCCACCCAAAAAGGCAUUGGAAGGAAAUGCCAAGCAUCAAAAGUUUGUUAAGAGGCGGCGGCUCUUGGAACAGAGGGGCAUUCUCAAUAAAAAGAAGCAGACUACUAGCAGGGUGCCUAAAUUACACUCAGAACCUCCAAAGAAAGGGGAAAAUGUGAGAGUAGAUGGUACUUGCAAGAUCCCUCCCCUUUCAAAAAAGAACACAGCUGCAUCCAGCAGUGGGUCAGGAUUGUCCCUGGACAAGAAAGCUGGAGUGUCUUGGCUGACCCCUGCUCCUUCAAAGAAGGCUAAUUCUGUUGCAGCUAAAGUAGAUUUGCUGGGGGAAUUCCAGAGUGCCCUUCCAAAGAUUCAGAGCUACCCAACUUGCUCCCAAAAGAAGACCCCCCAGAAGAAGAACCCUCCUCAGAACAAUGCCACACAGAAUUCCACCAGAGCUCACUCAGAGAGUAAAUGCUCUGGAAUAUCCCAGAAGUUUCCAGGAAAGAUGGUGGCAAUUGACUGUGAGAUGGUGGGCACAGGACCCAAAGGGCAUGUUAGUUCCUUGGCUCGAUGUAGCAUUGUCAACUAUGAUGGAGAUGUGCUUUAUGAUGAGUACAUCCUUCCACCCUGCCACAUUGUGGACUACCGGACCAAAUGGAGCGGUAUCUGCAAGAAGCACAUGGUUAAUGCUACACCCUUCAAGACCGCGCGGAGCCAGAUCUUGAAGAUACUCUUGGGGAAGAUAGUGGUAGGGCAUGCCAUCCACAAUGACUUCAAAGCCCUGCAGUACUUUCACCCCAAGUCCCUCACCCGAGACACCUCCCAAAUCCCCCUCCUCAACCGGAAGGCCAACUGCCCGGAGAAUGCCACCAUGUCUCUGAAGCGCCUCACCAAGCAGCUGUUACACCGGGACAUACAGGUCGGGAAGGGCCAUUCCUCUGUGGAAGACGCCCAGGCCACCAUGGAGCUGUACAAGCUGGUUGAAGUUGAGUGGGAACAACACCUGGCCCAGGAUGUCCCGAAAAACUAGCAGCUGUGGGGAGACAGGCUGCACCCAGGAGAACCAGGGCAGCAGGUCCAUGCCUGCCUCCGCUCGCUUCACACCUGUGGAAGCUGGACUUGCUGGGGAGACACUCUCCUCCCCAGACCUAAUAUCCACUGAAAUCUCACCUCAGCUCUGUGUCCUGUAUCUGGUUAAGUGUCCCAUGGAAGCAGGAGACCUUCACGUCAGAUUCCAGCCCUGGAUUGCUUAUAUGGUGCUAACCACGGGUCCCAGGGUGCUUUGUGCCAGUCAGGCUUUUUGGUUUCCAGGGCAGGGCAUACUGGGAAAUGUAGUUUCCCACAUUGCCUUAUCACUAGGGUGGCCAUAAGUCUCUUGUUUUUUAGAGACAGGUUGGGGUUGGGGGGUCGUCCAGGUUAACCUCAAAUUCCUGGGCCCCAGCAAUCCUCCUUACCUCAGCUUCCUGAGUCGCUGGGACUGGAGGCCUGUGCUCCCAUGCCCAGCAUUUUUUAUUCUCAAGUAAUGAACGGCAUCCUUUCACUUUCAAAAGUGUCCUGAUUGGAUAUAGAAUGGUUGGUCACAUUGUGGAUCCCAGACCCUGCUUUUGCUGCAGAGUCUGCGUCCAGCCUGCUAGGGUGCCACCUACCAACUUUGAGAAGAGCCACUAUUAGUGAGGUUUUGUUCUUAAGCCUAGAAGACAGUGAGGUAAGAGUGUAGCUUAGAAAUCAACUUUCCUGAUUUAGAAAAGCAGUUUCUUACCUAGAAUAGUAGAGGAUUUAUUUAAUUUAGGUUCUUAGAAGGUUGAAAAUGAGUUAACCUGGUUUUAAUGUUUUUGUUUUCUGUUUUUAGUCUUUUACCUUUGCUAAACCAAGCGUCUAAAACUCAGAUGAUCUCUUUGAUAAAUUUUUAUAAUGGAAAA